CAGAACUUCGACUCGCGACCAGCUUCAAGUAGCAAAGCAAAGCAAAGCAACGUCUCGCCAUGGCACCUCACGCAGACGAUGCAGAGGCCGCGCUGGCGUCGCAGCUGGCCUCGGACGUGGCGACUGCCGAGGCACACUCGAGUUCGUCCAAGAAGCAGCAAGACGCCGUCCCAGCGGCUCUCCGGCAGCCGUUUUCGAGCCUGGAUCUGUCGGAGCCAACCAAGGCGGCGCUCCAGUCGAUGGGCUUCCAGACAAUGACAGAGGUGCAGGCCCGCUGCAUCCCACCGCUCAUGACCGGUCGCGAUGUGCUGGGUGCCGCACAGACGGGCAGCGGCAAGACGCUCGCCUUUCUGGUCCCCAUCGUCGAGAUGCUGCACCGGCUCAAGUUCAAGCCGAGGAACGGGACGGGGGCCAUUGUCAUCUCGCCCACGAGGGAGCUUGCGCUCCAGAUCUUUGGCGUUGCAAAGGAACUCAUGGCCCACGGCCACCACCAGACGUUUGGCAUCAUCAUGGGCGGCGCCAACCGAAAGGCCGAGGCCGACAAGCUGGGAAAGGGCGUCAAUCUCAUCAUUGCCACGCCCGGUAGGCUGCUGGACCACAUGCAGAACACGCCCAACUUUGUCUUUUCCAACCUCAAGACGCUGUGCAUCGACGAGGCAGACCGGAUCCUCGAGAUUGGGUUUGAAGACGAGAUGCGGCAGAUUGUCAAGCUGCUGCCCAACGCAGAGGCGCGCCAGUCGAUGCUCUUUUCCGCCACCCAGACGACCAAAGUCCAGGACCUGGCCAGGAUUUCGCUUCGCCCGGGUCCGCUCUACAUCAAUGUCCAUGCAGACCUGGCGGCCAGCACCGUGUCGCGCCUGGAGCAGGGGUACGUCGUGUGCGACAGCGACAAGCGGUUCUUGCUCCUCUUCACCUUCCUCAAGCGCAACAAGGGCAAGAAGGUCAUCGUCUUUAUGAGCAGCUGCAACGGCGUCAAGUACCACGCCGAGCUGCUCAACUACAUUGACGUGCCCGUACUGGACCUGCACGGCAAGCAGAAACAGCAGAAGCGCACGGCGACCUUUUUCGAGUUCUGCAACGCCCCACACGGCAUCCUCCUCUGCACCGACGUCGCUGCGAGGGGCCUCGACAUCCCAAAGGUCGACUGGAUUAUCCAGUUUGACCCGCCGGAUGACCCGCGCGACUACAUCCACCGCGUCGGCCGCACAGCACGCGCAGGUAAAGAGGGCAAGUCGCUCAUGUUCCUCCUGCCCUCGGAGCUGGGCUUCCUGCGCUUCCUCAAGGUGGCCAAGGUGCCCCUCAACGAGUACCAGUUCCCGACAUCCAAGGUGGCCAACGUCCAGGGCCAGCUCGAGAAGCUCAUCAGUAAAAACUACUAUCUCCACCAGUCGGCAAAGGACGGCUACCGGUCCUACUUGCAGGCCUAUGCGUCGUACAGCCUCAAGCGCAUCUUUGACGUCCAUGCCCUCGACCUGGCUAAAGUCGCAAAGGCGUUUGGCUUCAGCGUGCCCCCGCGCGUCAACAUUGGCGUGGGUGCCAGUGGGAAGGGCAUGUCGAAGCGUGGCGCACGGGAGGUGGACGGGCCAGGAGAGGGCGGCGAGGAUGAUGCCCAAGGUGACGACGACGAUGAUGACGAGACGGGCGAACAAGCGGCACGGAGAAGCUACAAGCGAAAGCGAGAGGGGAGAGAUGCAGCCGUCAGUCACCGCAAGAAGUUUUCUCAGCCAGGCAAGAACCGAUCCGGCAAGCAGUGGAGUCGAUAGUCAUCUCCUCUCUCUCUCCAGUGGCAGAAGUGUAAUUGUAUCUUUUCUUUCUCCUCUCUCAUCCAUCGCAAUAUUUAACGGCCU
Molecule: messenger RNA, 1847 nt
Organism: Acaromyces ingoldii
Lineage: Eukaryota; Fungi; Basidiomycota; Exobasidiomycetes; Exobasidiales; Cryptobasidiaceae
Product: DEAD-domain-containing protein
Exons: 1
Coding region: 60-1763 (567 amino acids)
Biological process (GO): maturation of LSU-rRNA from tricistronic rRNA transcript (SSU-rRNA, 5.8S rRNA, LSU-rRNA)
Cellular component (GO): nucleolus
Molecular function (GO): ATP binding; nucleic acid binding; RNA helicase activity
Source: RefSeq, a predicted model, not a curated record